Syngnathus typhle (broad-nosed pipefish) is the source of this 4634-nucleotide messenger RNA. It is a transcript of the gene atp10b, whose product is annotated as ATPase phospholipid transporting 10B. Lineage: Eukaryota; Metazoa; Chordata; Actinopteri; Syngnathiformes; Syngnathidae. Gene Ontology annotation, biological process: phospholipid translocation. The transcript has 21 exons. The coding region runs from base 148 to 4011 and encodes 1287 amino acids. The record is from RefSeq and is a predicted model, not a curated record. Gene Ontology annotation, cellular component: plasma membrane. Gene Ontology annotation, molecular function: ATP binding; ATPase-coupled intramembrane lipid carrier activity; magnesium ion binding.
CAAUGCGUAGGGCGGAGCGAGUCAGAAAGGAACUGUCACCUAUGUGAAUGAAGCCUCAAACACACACAAGCUGGAAGAGUGAGACAGCAGCCAGACGAUGGAAAGAAAGAGAGCUUGUUGACAAGCAGGAGAACAGAGAGCUCUUCCAUGGCUUGGUGGAACCCUCUGACCCGGAUCAGGGACGCCCUGACGGGUCAAAGGGUACGAGAGAAUGACCUUCGCCGCUUGGUAUCCAAUCUGCCUUAUGAAGGCCUGGGGAAGAUGAAGCAACCCAACCGCCACUUUCCCGGGAACUCUAUCAAGACCACCAAAUACACCCUCCUCUUCUUUAUACCCCUCAACCUCUUUGAGCAGUUUCACCGUCUGGCAAACAUCUACUUUGUGGGCCUGGCUAUCCUCAACUUUGUGCCCGUGGUGAACGCCUUUGAGCCCGAGGUGGCGCUUAUCCCCAUCUGUGUCAUUCUGUCCCUCACCGCCCUCAAAGACGCCUGGGAGGACUUCAGGAGGUACCAGUCGGACAAGAAGCUCAAUAACAUGCCGUGCUUCAUCUACAGCAGAAAAGACAAGCAAUUUGUGGAGCGGCGUUGGAAGGAUGCGCGCGUGGGUGACUUUGUGAAGGCGCUUUGCAACGAAAUCGUCCCUGCAGACCUACUGCUUCUGCACACAUCAGACCGCAAUGGGAUGUGCCACAUAGAGACGUCCAACCUGGAUGGCGAGACCAACCUCAAAGAGAGAAAGGUGGUGCCCGGACUCUGCGUCACGGAGCCUGACUUUGAACCUGAAAGUUUCAACAGUGUUGUGGUAUGCGAAAAGCCCAACAGCAAUCUGAAUUACUUCAAGUGUUAUGUGGAGAAACCAAAUGAAGAAAAAGUCGGCGCUGGAAUUGAGAGUCUGCUGCUUCGAGGUUGCACUGUUAGAAAUAGCGACCAUGCUGUCGGCUUUGUGGUGUAUGCGGGCCAUGAAACAAAGUCAAUGCUGAACAACAAUGGGCCAAGAUACAAACGCAGCAAACUGGAGCGGAAACUGAACGUGGACGUCAUCUUUUGCGUCAUUCUGCUCUUCGCCAUGUGUCUCGUCGGAGCACUAGGUCACUUCUUUUGGCGGCAGGCACUACCUGGCGUGCCCCCUUACCUAGUGCCCAGUAGCAACGGCCAAGUGGACAAUCCCAGUCUGUCCAGCUUCUACAUGUUCUUCAGCAUGAUCAUCCUUCUGCAGGUUCUGAUCCCAAUCUCCCUCUACGUUUCCAUUGAGCUGGUGAAGAUUGGCCAGAUCUUCUUUAUUACGCAAGACAUCGACCUGUACGAUGAGGAGACAGACAGCCGAAUACAGUGUAAAGCUCUGAACAUUACGGAGGACCUAGGACAGAUUGAGUACAUCUUCUCCGACAAGACGGGCACGCUCACUGAGAACAAGAUGGUGUUUCGACGUUGCUCCAUCAUGGGAACGGAGUACCCGCACAAAGAGAACGCCAUCCGCUUGGCUGUUAUUGAUGAGCCAAAAUCCGAAGAGGAGGUCAUCUAUACCCAGCAGCCACAACCCCCACAGAACGGAUGGUCUCUGGAUGCUGAGGCCAGCAGCCCCGAAGGCACUCAUCGCCACCAUGAAAGCAGACAAAAGAACAAGUUUGCGGGAAACGCCCAGAGCAACGUGGCCUUCAGCAGUCCACUGGAAACGGAGGUGAUUCCAGACAGGAAGCUGCUCGGGCAGGUCAGCGUAGCAGAGAGUACGAUUAGCAGCAGCAGUCAGAAGAUGGAUCCAUACCUAGACUUUUUUCUGGCUCUUGCCAUUUGCAACACGGUGGUGGUUUCCAUGGCAACAGCUCGGAGACAGAGGACGCAUAAAUAUCCAUCUUCCUUCCAGCCAACUAAUCCACUGGAUAAUUUCUCCAACCUCUUGACGAAAGCAAGCUCUCUUCGCAACGUAUUUGCCCCCAAAAGGGACCGAUCCUUCUCAGAUGCCUCUUUUAAAGAGGACGACCGCUUCAACCCCUUUCCGAAAGAGGAUCGCUCGGAAGUUUUUUCAUCACAGGGUCAGACGGUUGAAUCCAACAGCCGAAAUUAUGAGGCCGAAAGUCCAGACGAGGCAGCUUUGGUGUAUGCCGCCAAAGCGUACGGUUUCAUUCUGCUUAGCCGCACCCCCGACAGCGUGACAGUGAGGCUGCCGUCGGGUCAAGUCCUGGUCUUUGAGGUGCUGGACACGCUGACCUUCGACUCCAACAGGAAAAGAAUGUCCGUGCUGGUGCGCCAUCCCAUCACCAAAGAGUGUGUGCUGUACACCAAGGGUGCAGACUACUCAAUCAUGGAGUUGCUCGGAGCACCAUAUGCCGAGCAUCUCAAUGGAAAUCAGAAGACUGUCGUAGCAGAUACUCAGUAUCACCUCGACUGCUAUGCUAAAGAAGGGCUGCGCACGCUUUGCUUUACAAAGAAGGUUGUUAGCGCCCAAGACUACAACGUAUGGUCCGUGAGCAGACAGAGCGCUAUGGCCGCCAUCGACGGCAGAGAGCAGCUCAUUAUGGACACCGCUGUGGAGCUGGAGACAAAUCUCACCCUGCUGGGGGCGACAGGCAUUGAGGACCGUCUGCAGGAGAGCGUUCCAGACACCAUCCUGGCGCUGCGGGAAGCAGGGAUCAAGGUGUGGGUGCUGACUGGUGACAAGUUGGAAACGGCCGUCAACAUUGGCUACGCCUGCCAACUGUUGGAAGACGAAGACCUGGUGAUUAACAUGAGCUGUAAAAAUAAGCUUGUAUGCACUUCCAUCCUGGAUUCCACUCUGGAAGAGGUGCGGAGGUAUGAAAACGACCCUCGUAAUGUGGACACCACGCCAGACAUCUCUCUGGUGAUCGAUGGACACACCUUGGCCAUGCUUCUGUCCAAGGAUCUGCACGACCGUUUUGUAGAGCUGGCAAAGCGCUGCCGCUCCGUGCUCUGCUGUCGGGUCACGCCCUUGCAGAAGAGCGGCGUGGUGAAGCUCAUCAGGGAGAAGCUCAAAGUCAUGACUCUAGCUGUUGGUGACGGUGCCAAUGAUGUUAACAUGAUCCAAGCAGCCGAUAUUGGGAUCGGGAUUGCCGGUCAGGAGGGGAUGCAGGCAGUCAUGGCGAGUGACUUUGCUAUCUCUCGCUUCAAACAUCUUAAAAAGCUCCUGCUGGUUCACGGACACUGGUGCUACACUCGCUUGGCCAAUAUGAUCAUUUACUUCUUCUAUAAGAAUUUGGCCAAUGUCAACCUGCUCUUCUGGUAUCAGUUCUUUUGUGGCUUCACAGCAACGGCCAUGCUGGACUAUUGGCUGCUGAUUUUCUUCAACCUCUUCUUCACCUCCGCACCCCCCAUCAUGUUUGGGAUCAUGGACAGAGACGUUUCGGCAGAAGUGCUGCUCGGGGUUCCUGAACUCUAUAGAACUGGACAAGGUGCAGGGGAAUAUCGUUUUUGCACCUUCUGGGUUUCCAUGCUUGAUGCCUUCUACCAGAGUCUCGUAUGCUUCUUCAUUCCAUACUUGGUUUAUAAAGAUUUGGACGUUGACGUUUUCACAUUUGGAAUGCCUUUGAAUGCAGUUUCUUUAAUUACCAUCCUGCUGCAUCUGUCAAUAGAGAUCAAAUCCUGGACUGUGGUUCAUUGGAUCAUCAUGCUGGGCAGUGUUGCCGUGUCCUUCAUCCUGACGCUGUCAUUUACCUCUUGUAUUACCUGCAAUUCAUACUGGACGCUCCAGAAGCAACUGGCAGACCCCAUUUUCUACCUUAUCUGCAUCAUCACAACAGUGGUGGCCCUACUGCCCAGGUACACGUUUCACGUGAUGAGGAACUCGAUCGCCCCCUCCCCGAUUGUGCAAGCCAGGCAUCUGGACCGCCUGGAUGCGUCCACAAAGGAAGUGUGGAUCAAAGAGUGGAGGGGCUACAGGGGCGCAGGGGCGGUUAAACGCUCCAAGCUCUCCGCUCCACCCUCUCCCAACAAUCCUCGGACCCCAACUUCCCCUGAUUACUUAGAGAACGACAUCACACUAACGUCAUUCAAAAUAUGAAGAAAAGGGCUACAAAAAAUACUGUUAUAGAAUUAAGAUGGUAAUUUAUUCCGAACUUUUUUUUACACCUGGAAGUAGCUCAGCAGUGGAGCACUUGAGCAUGGAGCACUUUCUGCAGGGAGAGAAAAACUCCCCUUUGACAUGUGAAUUGUAAUUCAAACUUUUUCUUUUUAUUUGUUUGGAGCUAGAAUGAACAACAGCCAGUUACAUUCCUGAUGGGAAUUCAGGGCCCAUGCAGCAAAACAUAGUAGUCAUGGAAAACUGUAUUCUGUAUGUAACGCUGUAAACUACACACAAUGUCACAUGAUGUAUGAUGGAAUGAAUUAAUUGUCUUUCAGGCUGGUCCUACACUGAGCGUAGGUGAAUAGUGUGUGUGCAUGUGUGUGUGUGUGUUAAUUCCUUAUCACACAGAAAGGCUUAUGGAAAUUCAAAGCUUUAGCUGAAACUACUUGUAAAAAGGCCUUGAUUUAUCAUUGGCAUACUUCACUGUCGUUGUGCCACUGACGGAAUAUAUUUUUUAAAGACCACACUUCUUUCUUCAGCUUAAUUUUAAUUUUAAAAGCAUUGCACAAAAAGUGCAUUUUAUUGGAUGGAUAUAAUAAUAAAAACAAAAGAGCUCACAA